CAAUGAUAACACAGUAUCACAUAGUAUUAUUUCUUUGUAUGGAGCCAUUGAUAUUUUAAAAAACUUCAACGAUUGUUGAACUAGGUAUAUUAAAUUAUUAAUUUUGUUAGUAAUCUAACAACAUUAUUAUUUGUUAAAUGUCAUAGAAAACCCUAUUUAAAAUGGCCAAUACCAAUAUUAACGUGAGUUUUGCCUGUCAACAGUGUUUGACUCCCAUCCGACUAGACACCUCAUAUAAUAUUAUCAGUGAACAUACAAUCGCUGAAGUUUCCUGUAAGUAUUUGAAUACAUAUUAUUACUAUAAUUAAUAAUAAUUACUAAAUAUUAAGAUUUAAUUCUAUCAAACUUUUCCAUGUUUGGGAAUUGUUAGUACCUAUUAUUACAUGUCCAGAAGUUGAUCUUGAAUCUCAAAUAAAACAUGUUGAUCACAUGAUACCCGGGUUCCAUCUAAAUGAUUCAUCUAGCGGUAAUAAUGGAUUUACAAUAUUGGGUGAUAGAGAAGUACCAACACUUAGUCAUAAAAUGAAAGUCAGUAUACAAAGAUUAAAAACAAUUGACUAUUUUUUAAUUAUGAUCAUUAAUUAUCCUAGGUAACUGCUAAUCUUUUUGAUGUUGUAUCUGGAAAUUCAAAAGUAAAUCAUCCGUUAUGUGAUGAGUGUACUGAUGUAUUAAUGGAUAUGAUGGAUGAAGAACUUCAACAGGCUGAAGCGGAUUAUAUGGAUUAUAGUAACUACUUGAAAGAGUAUGUACCUAUAAUUUUUAUUUUAUCUAUAUUAUAUUCAAUUGACAAUAUUUUAAUAAUUAAUUAAGACUUUCUACUGAAGAACCAGAAGACAUGGAUGCUUUGAAUAAAGAGUUUGAAGAUGUAAGUACACUAUUAUAAAUAUACAUAUUGUGUAUAUUUUAGAUUCUGAGUGGAGCAAAGAAGUUUGUGGUUUUACAAAUAUGUUUUUUUUUUCUGUUAACAACUUUUCUACCGGAAGAUUUACUCGGAUGUCUAUGUGUAGCAUAUUUUCUGAAAAGAAAUUUGUGUGGAGAAGUACUUUAGGGAAAUUAUUUUUCGAUUUCCUCCAGAGUUUUCUCAUCAAAUUUGAAAAACCAAAAAUAAUGGGAAAUUAUAAGAAAUGUAGGUAUUAGUUAAAAUAUAUUUUGGACUUUUUUUGUGUGAACAAAUUUCUACGAGCAAUUUCGCUCCAACUUUUAAUGAUAGAAAUUUUGUCAAGUGGAAAUUUCUUUAGUGAGGUACUUUAAAGAGGUCAUUUUUCAAUUUUCUCAGGACUUUUCCCAGCAAAUGUGAAAAACCAGGAUAAACAUGGGAAAAUCGAGAAAAACUGCUAAAAUUUGGUACAACAUUAAUUAAAUAAUAAAGAAAAUAUGUAAAUCCUAUUUAAUUAUUUUACCAUAAUAUGAUAUAUAUAUAUAUUAUCGACAAGGUAUCACUAUCAACUGAACUUCGCUUAAAAUCAUUUUUUCGUAAGCAAUGGUUUAUUGUUGCUUACAGGUAUACAUUAAAUUAUCUAUAACAGUGGCUGCAGCCAUCCCCAUUAUCCUAGGACAUCUUUUUUAAUAACAUAUUGUAUAUUGUAUCCUAUAGUCAGUUGUAUUUUAUUUUAAUAUGAAUAAUCAUAAUUGAUAAAAAUUACAACACAUCUUUGAUUAAGAAGAGCUUAAAUUAAUUUUUAGAAUUUGUUUUUUGUAACUUUUUCCUUUUAUUUUAUUUUUAUCUAAAUUGUAUAACUAUGUAUUUUCAAAAUUAAAUUUGUUUAUAAUGAAAACUAUGCAAAAUUGACUUAAGCACUUCUUCCCUGGGACCAAAAAAAUAUAUGCUUAUAGUUGUUGAAAGAAGAAAAGAAGUUAAUGAAUGAACUAUCCAACUUACAAGAAGCAGAAAAUGCAUUAGAUAAUGAUAUUAAAAAAGCUGAAACAGAUAAAGAAAAAUUAAUUAAAGAAGAGGAAAAAUAUUGGAAAGAGUACAGUAAAUAUCGAAGAGAUUGUAUUCUAAUAGAAGAUAAACAUAAAAGGUAAUUUCAAAUAUAUUUCGUACUACCAAUAUCUUAUUGAGAGUAAUGUAAUAAUUGAGUUUUUAGUAUUUUGCUCUUUAAUGUAGAAUAUGUGUAUAAAUUAUAAUUAUGUAUGAGCACUCACAUACAUUUUUACAGAGGGGGCAAAGAAUAAGUACUUCGACUGUAGAAAUAAUUUUUUUAUUAUUAAUAUAGACAUUUUUAAUUUAUAUUUACUGUUUAUAUUUAUUUUAAGUUAGAAAUACAAUAAUUCUUAGUGACUACUAAAGUUCUUACAUUGUUUUGAAUUAUAAUUUAUUAUUUGAACAAAAUAUUUUUAUAAAUUAUUAUUGAUUCAUAAUAUUAUAUACUUAUUCUUCUUUGUAGCUUUGUACUUGUGUUAGGCAUAGUAGGCUAUAGCUUACUAUUUCCGUUCAUUUCCCCUAGUUUUACUUACUUGCAUGCUUUCAAUGUGUCCAUCCAUUUUUAACUGAGGGUUGGCCUCUGGGUCUUCUGCCGCUAAUUUUACCUAUCAUUUUUUGUUUGCAGAUAUGAUUCUCCUCACAUGUUUUGCCUAUUUUAUACAUUUUCUACUGAUAAAUGGUUUUAUGUUAGGUUUUUGAAAUAGCUGGUAGAUUAUUUUGUUGUUUUUGUUGAGUAUUCUCCAUUUUAGUAAUUGAAUCUUAAAUACGAGUAUUUUUCUUUCAAAAAUAAAUAGUUUCCUUCCUUUCAUCUCCUUUUAUUACCAACCAUGUUUUACAAUUUAAGCUAGGAGUUAAUUGCUUAAGUUUAAGUUAUUCUUUGACCUUGUAGAUAAGAGGUUAGGUUUAAAUAAUUUUACUAAUACAAAAUAUCCUUUACUGACUACUGAGAUUAUUAACUAUUAACAUUAUUCUAUUGUGCAUAUUGUUUUAUUUAUUUAUAUUUGUACUUAAUCAAAUAUUAUGUGUAUAAGAAUUUAUGCUUGUUGCUUGUGAACGUCUUAAUAUACAAAUUAUAAAACCGAAUAAAAUAUCCAAGCUUACAUGUAAAUAUAUAAUUAUUUUUAAUGUAAAUAUUUGUUAUAGUGUAGAAUGUCAAAUAAUGUAUACCUCGUCACAACUGUCGAAGCUAAGGAAAACUAAUGUAUUUAAUGCAACUUUUCAUAUAUGGCAUCAUGGUCAUUUUGGCACUAUCAACAAAUUACGAUUGGGUAGAUUGCCAUCCGCUCCAGUGGAUUGGACUGAAAUAAAUGCUGCUUGGGGUCAAGUUACAUUGCUAUUAGUGUCAUUAGCUAGAUACAUGAAUUUAACAUUUGAAAAAUAUCGUCUUGUUCCAUAUGGAAAUCAUUCUUAUGUUGAAGUACGUGGUUUUAACAUUUUAACUUGAACUUGAACUAUAAAAAUGUACUAUUCCUCAAUAAAUCAAAACAAUUUACUUUAUCAUAUGCUCACUCACUUUAUAUAAUCAUAUAAACAUUAUAAUCGAUUCAUAUUAAUUAUAUAAUAUAAUAAUAAUUGAUGUCAAAAAAUGUGUACUAAAAUAUUAUUUAUUACCUAUUUAUUUUUCUAUUUAUAUAAGAGGAACUAAAGAGAUUAUACAAACAUAAUUACUUCCCUAUAUUAUUGAUUUAAUAUUUAAGGGAUUCUACUCAAAAAUAAGUAUAAUUGUUAUUUUCUUAAUAAACAUAGUGGUGUAAAUUUGUAUUAAAAAAGAAUUAAUACUGUUGACGGUUUUGCCACUGUUUAUAAGACGCAGUAAUCAAAAAAACAAUUUUGAGCGAAAUUUAGUUCAUCAUGUAUUAGUAUGCCACAAUGUUUAAGAUUUUCAUAGAAAUUUGAACUUUAAAAUUAUUAUAUUACACUCAAUUUUUUAUUUAUUACAAAUUGCAACUUAUGCUCACACUGUCUAUUGAUUUUACUGUUAUAGGUUUUAGGAGAGAAAAAAACAUUGCCUUUAUAUGGUCAAGGUGGUAUACGCUUUGUUUGGAACACAAAAUUUGAUUUGGCUAUGGUGGCAUUUUUAGACUGUCUUCAACAGUUUAAAGAAGAAGUUGAGAAAGGUAAUUCUGGAUUUCAUUUACCGUAUCGAAUGGAAAAGGGUAAAAUUGAAGAUUCAGCUACUGGAAAUACUUAUAACAUCCGGUAAUAAUGUAACUAAUUGACCUAAUUUUAUUAUAGUUGAACAUUUUUAAUUGAAAUUAUCUUCAUUAUAGAAUACAGUUAAAUUCUGAAGAAGGUUGGACUAAAGCACUGAAGUUUAUGUUAACAAAUUUAAAAUGGGGUUUAGGGUGGGUAUCUGCUAAAAUAAAUCACGAAAUGUAAGUUACACUGACAAUUCUGAAAAAGAAAAACUUUUACAAAAAUUUAAAAAAAAUUUACUUUUUUAUAUGUAUUUUUUAUUAAUAAAGACAUGUAAUUAACAUGCUAUAAAAUAUUAAACCAAUUAUAUUAUUAUUUUUAUUUAAUUAUUCAUAACUAUUUUGUUUGUUAAAAACCACAUUAAGCCAAAGAGAAAACUGGAUGAUCCAUUAAGAACUUCUGAUUGUGUGACUAUAUCUCUAAUUUGUGGGAUUGUGUAUUCUACAACUUCAAUAUCUUCACCCUCGUUUGCAAGACCACCACCUUCAGAAAUUUUCAUUUGGUCACUGACCUCGGUAUAAAAAAAUGUCAUAACUGAACCAGUUGUACUUAGAGCAGCUCUGUAAAAAAAAAAUGGUUUGAUUCAAAUUAGUUUUGAAUUUUAACUAAUAUUGUUGGAAUUAUUUAUAAAAAAUUAUUUGAUAUACUUUAAUUGAUCUUGAUUGUUGUUAUAUCAAGUACAUUUAUACAUAAAUAAUUAUAGACAUACAUUUAAAUUAAUUUUAGUUAAAAUUAUGUACAAAUUUACUAGAAAUCUUGAAGUUAGAAAAUAUAUAUAGUUAUAU
Molecule: messenger RNA, 4905 nt
Organism: Cinara cedri
Lineage: Eukaryota; Metazoa; Arthropoda; Insecta; Hemiptera; Aphididae
Source: the annotation of a GenBank genome assembly